Molecule: messenger RNA, 3478 nt
Organism: Gadus morhua (Atlantic cod)
Lineage: Eukaryota; Metazoa; Chordata; Actinopteri; Gadiformes; Gadidae
Gene: phf21b
Product: PHD finger protein 21B
Exons: 14
Coding region: 449-2590 (713 amino acids)
Source: RefSeq, a predicted model, not a curated record
GGGGAGAGAGACAGACGACGGGAGAGUUCUGUUCUUUCACUGCUCCAUCCGGGAACUUUAGAAUUAGCAUUGACAGCCGAAGCGCAACUUUUCUCCAGGCAAAGUGAAAUCAAGCCGCGGACUCGGACAAAAUCUAGUCCCCCUUUUUCAACUCGAAAUUAUCGAAAGAAGCGGCACGCCACGAUUUGGUCGGAUGUAUCGAUAUUCGGACGUAUUUGGGAUGUAACUGACCGAGGUCCUGGCUCUUUCCGCUGUGUUUGGACCACUUUUUUCGACGGGCGUAAAGUGGGUGAUGAGUCCUACCCUGUAAAGAAGCGAGAACUUGCUUUUGCAGCCCCGAGUAGUUCUUCUUUCAAUUGUUAUUGCCGCUUUAAAAAAAUCUUUAAUUCACUUAAACUUCGUACGCAUCGCGUCGAAAGUGGGAGAAAAGUGCUUUUGAAGUCGGACCAUGGAACUACAAGGCCUACAAGAGGCGCUGAAAGUAGAGAUCCAAUGCCAUCAGGACGGAGAGCUUAAGAAACAGCUGCACGACAGACACCCCAGAAUAACAAGCCUAAGCGAGAAACAAAAGCUGGCAGUGCGGUCCUGUCCGGUAGGGACGACCAAGCCCCUCUCGCUCGUCAAACCGGCCAACCAACAGCAGCAGCAGCAGCAGCAGCAGCAGCAGCAGAGCAUAGCCAUCUCAGUGCUGCCUGCCAAGGCCCCCGUCUCCAUGGUUACCGCACACAUUAACGGACAAAAGGCGGCGGCGGCGGCGGUAGCGAACUCGGAGCCCCCAGUGCAGACGUCCCCCAUCAACCUCCAGACGGCGGGCAGGGGGGUCGUGAUGACGACCAGCCCCGGGAUCCACGCCUUGAGUCGGAGGGCGGGGGAGCUGGCCCACGCACAGAUGCUUGGAGCACUGACAACAUCGCCCAUCAAGGUGCCUCAAGUGAGCUCUCUGCACAGGCUGGCAGGACAAGCACCAACAGUGAUACCUCAGGUCAGGCCAAAGACCCAGAUCCCUGACAGCCUGCCCCACACCCCCUGCCAGGACCUCCAGCCCCUCAGCCUGCAGAAGGCCACCACCCUGUCGGGCCCCCGCAGCAAGGGCCCCGCUCUGCCCACCGCCAACUGCACCUUCAGCCCCGAGCACCGGUCCAACGGCGGCCAGGGAGACCCCUCGGCCCCCCCGGCUCCUCCUCCUCCUCCUCCACCACCUCCUCCUCCUCCUCCUCCACCUCCACCUCCUUCAGCCCCGCCCGCCCCCUCCCACCUCCUGGUGCCCACCCCGGCGGCGGCGAAGGCCCAGGACCUGUCAUCGGGGGGGGGUCAGGAGUCCAGCGGCGUCCCACCGAAGGCCAGCACCCCCGUGGGGCCCGGGGUGGCGUUGGCUCUCAUCACGACCUCUUCCUCCUCCUCCUCCGCCUCCGCCUCCGCCUCCGCCUCCUCCUCCACCUCCUCCUCCUCCACCUCCCCCUCCUCCUCCUCCCGCUCCCCCGUGGUGGCGUCGACCGCCGCCAGUAGCGGCGUGGUGGCCGUCGGAGAGGCGCUGGUCAAAGUGCAGCCGCUGCUGUUCAGCGCAGACAGCAAGGUCAUAAUCCUCCAGUCCCAGGCCCCCAUCCGCUCCCCACGGGCCCAGGCCAGCACACCGUCCCUGGGGGGCAGCCCGGCCCGGUCGCCCCCCACCACCCCCACCCCCGCCGCCCCCAAGAAGGACGAAGAAGACCCAGAGAAAAUUGCCUUCAUGGUUGCCCUCGGCCUAGUCACCACGGACUACUUGGAAGAGCUCCAGACCAAGAGACAGGAGAGGAAGAGGCGGAGCACAGCCAACCCAGCGUACAGCGGCCUGUUUGAGCCCGAGCGCAAACGACUUGCAUCAAACUACCUGAACAACCCCCUUUUCAUGUCACAAGACACAGAGGAUCUCUGCUGGAAGGAGGACUUGGAGCACGACGAGCACUGCUCCGUCUGCAAGGAGGAGGGUGAGCUCCAGCCCUGUCACAACUGCACCCGCGCCUACCACCCCGACUGCCUGCAGCCCCCCCUCAAAACCCCCCCGCGGGCCGCCUGGUACUGCCCCAAGUGCCAGAAGAAGGUUCUUAACAAGGAGAACAUGUCCUGGCCGCAGAACUUUGUCCAGUCCUACGUGACACACAAGACAGUGAGGCAGGAGGAAAAGAGGAGGCUUCUGAGGAGGAACACGGAGCUGAAGAAGGAGUGCGCUCACCUGGAGGAGCAGGACAAGAUGCUGAACAAGUCUCUCGAGCAGUGCAUGGACGUGCGGGAGCGCCUGCUGGGCCAGCAGCGCAGCACCCAGGCCUCCCUGGAGCGGGUCAAGGCCCUGAUCCGCCUCAUCCAGCGGGACCAGGUCCUCCAGGUCACCAUGACCGCCACCACCACCGCCAAGGCCCCCCUGCUCUCGCUGCCCUGGAUCAAGCCGGCCAGCGCCACCAGCACCACCACCAGCACCACCAGCAGCGGCGGCGGCGGCGGCGUCAGCGCCAACGCCGCCAUCACCCUGGGCCCGGCCACCGCCACCGCCAUCGCCUCGAUCCCCGUCGGACCCUCGGCGCUGCUCCAGAGGGGCCAGGCCCAGGGCAACAACUAGGGCGCGGAGCUGCCCGCUAGCUAGCGCGUAGCCGCCGCCGCGACGAGCUAGCUGGGGAGUAGCCUUGACGAGUGAGCUAGCUAGCUAGCUAGGAGAUUAACCGCAGCAGCCAACAGCAGCUUUGGCUCGUUGGUUAGCAGCCGCGACUGCUAGCUGGUUAGAAGCAGCAACAGCUAGCUGGUUAGCAGAAGCUAUGGCUAGCUGUUUAGCCGCAGCAACGGCUAGCUAGCUAGCUAGCAGCAGCAAAAGCAGACACGUGCAGCCGUCUCUGGUCUCAGCCAAAUGUCGAGGGAAAAGAUGUUUUCUUUCUUUUUCUAACACAUACGAGAUACCAUCGUUGCCACCGAAUAAUACCGACCCAUUUUUUCAUCUUCAGAAGUGUCAUGGAUUAAAACAAAAAAGCAACAAGAUAACUUUUAACAAAAGAGAGCCUAUAUCCUCCACUCAGUCCAUGAUAUAGUAUUUUUUAAACCCAACACCUACAGUGCUUACGAGAUUUCUUUUUUUAAUUAUUUAUUUUCUAUUUAUUAACGUUCUUGGCCUUAAUGUAUUUAUUACAAGAAUUUAAGAUUUACCACGCUGCCACAGGAAGUUGUGGACAAAGUAUUUCGCCGCAGCCCAAAUAUAUUUCCUCUUACAAAAGAAAAACGACGAGAAAAAAAAAUGCGAAGAAAAAAAAGAGAAAAAAAACCCGGAAAAAAACAAACACACAGGUAUAAUUAUUGUUCUACGUAUAGUGAGAGAGAACAUUAGAGUAGGCGUAGUCACGGAAACGCAACGGCGGGAGCGUUGGAGGGGGGAGGAGGGGGACUGUACAUUGACGUUGGCUAGGAGGGGCUCCUGAGGACGGUGUCUGCCAUAAUAAUUCAGGUGUAUGAGGUAUCUGUG